Molecule: messenger RNA, 2391 nt
Organism: Ilyonectria robusta
Lineage: Eukaryota; Fungi; Ascomycota; Sordariomycetes; Hypocreales; Nectriaceae
Product: kinase-like domain-containing protein
Exons: 6
Coding region: 1-2391 (796 amino acids)
Biological process (GO): peptidyl-threonine phosphorylation; peptidyl-serine phosphorylation
Molecular function (GO): ATP binding; protein serine/threonine kinase activity
Source: RefSeq, a predicted model, not a curated record
AUGAGUACGUAUCUGCCGCAAGACAGGCUGUUGGCCCAGGCCUGCGACCAUGAAGGGCCAACGAAUGCUAAAACUUGCCACUACCGAAAGAUUUUUGCUAUCCUCCUCCUAAUUGAGAAGGUCGAAGCUAUCACCACCUUCAUCGCCGAGGGAGUCGAUGACAACUCCCUUCCCAUUUGUUUCAAGUCGAGCUCGGACGGGGACGCAAAACUUCAUGCGGAACGUCCGCUCGACAAAACAUACACUUCGUUUUGUGGACUUGAUCCGAGCGCUGCUGCGUCAUUCCUCGAGUGGCAAUGGUCGUUCCUGGCGCCGAUCUUUCCAAUCCCUAAUCCGCGGAUUAGUGAGGCGCCCUUCCAUGACUUUCAUGAAAACACCGUCCUGCCGAUCAUUCGCGCCGAGCACUUCAAUUCCGGUGCUUUUGGGACAGUCUAUCGCGUAGAGAUCCACCAAGACUAUAUCUCGAGCGACUUUGGACUAAAUGUCAAGAAGCAGCCAUACUUUGCCAUCAAGAGAUUGCGUAGCCGUAACGUGGACCUUUUUUCCCGAGAGGUUGCGUGCUUACGGUCGCUCAACAGCCAAGCCCAUCCGAACAUUGUCCGCCUCUUAGCCAGUUACAAAUUCAGGGAUGAUUUCCAUCUCCUCUUCCCAUGGGCUGAUUGCGAUUUGGGCAUGUUUUGGCUCUCAAACCCAAGGCCGGACGCCGAGGUUGGGACCCCCCGAAUGAUGCUGAAGCAAAUGAAGGGAGUUGCAGACGCUCUGUCCGUCAUACACGGGUUUUCCAAGGGCGAUGAACGACGGCGCUGGCAUGGACGACAUGGAGAUAUCAAACCAUCCAACAUCCUCGUAUUUUCGGAGCCCUGCACCGCCGAUACAACCGGACUUCACAACUUCGUUUGGAAGAUUAGCGAUUUUGGUCACUCUUUUAUUGACAUGGCGACAUCGGCGAGCCCACGACGGAGAGACAAAAACGGCGAGGAUGACCAUACUCCUGUCUAUAGGGCACCGGAGCUGCACCUGAUGCCUCACACCGUUUCAUCAUUGUACGAUAUCUGGAGCCUUGGUUGUGUUUACCUUGAGGCAGUUACAUGGUUGAUUUCAGGUAAAGACGGGCUUGACAGGCUCGCAUCAUCCCGCACUGACCCUACGUCGGAUACUUCGAGCCGUGACGCCUUCUUCUACCUUCGAUACCAUCCUCAUUCAAGCUCCUUCACCGAUGACCUCCUCGAGUUGAUUACGAAUGACAUGCUUGUUGUUGAAAUUACAGAUCCUCCAACAAGAAGAUCGUCAGCACUGGAGGUGUACGGGGCACUUGUCCAGCUAUGCGGAAAACUCGAAGAUGACAAGCAAUAUUCAUCACCUCGCUGCGCCUGUUCGCAUCCCCACCCCCUUACAAACCGUCAUGCGUCCGCCAUUAACGACCAGAGUCCGAGGGCUGGAGAUCCGUGGAGAAGAAUGCACACCGGCAAAAGGAAGCGCCCAGAGACCGAAACCACCACAGGCAGCACUGGCAGCAAGAAGAGGACCUUGGGAGCAGCUAGUAGAUCUGAGGAACCUCCGAACCUGAACCUCAGGUUUGCCUGCCCUUACCUUAAGGGGGGUGUGCCUAAAGACCUGCUUAGUCGAUCAUGCCUAGGUCCUGGGUGGACCUCGCUUCACCGCAUCAAGGAGCAUCUAAAGCGCUGCCAUACCCCGAAGAACCUGAGGGAUCCUUCAGCCUGUCCCCGAUGCCAGGAGGGUUUCAAAUCGACACAACUCCUCGGGCACCAUCUACGCGAGGAAUCGCAGUGUCCCAUCAAAGCACCGUCGAUCAUCGACGGCCAGAUGACCUUUGAACAGGUGGUGAAGCUGCAAUCGAUCAAGAGAAAGUCCGACACGAGCGAUGAGGAGAAGUGGUUUGCGAUGUACCGAAUUCUCAUUCCAUCCCACAGCCCCAACCGACCCCCUCUGUCACCGUACUAUGAAGACUUGACCGUGUCAUCCAUCGACACUCUCAGCACACAGAGCUCAACUGGUAUAGCCGAGUAUAGGAACUAUGUUCAACAGCCGCUACCUGAGGAAAAGCGGAGGAGUAUGGAAGCUGAAUUCAAGGCGAUGGGCGCUGCUCCCGAGUUGUGCAAGGCUCUGGUCGCCAAGUUCCACGAGAAUCAGCUCAAAGAACUCCAGGAGUUUGACGACAAGUUCAAGCCGAUGUACGAUAUCUCUGCCGGCGGAGAUGUCAUGAAGGCCAACGUCGCGGCAGAAGAUAUCGUGGGUCUUUUCGAUCUCAAUGUGGAUUUCAGCCAGGUGCUACCGCCACAGGGAUGGGAUGCGGAGGGAGUUGGCGAGGGCAUUUUCGAUCCCAAUGUGGAUUUCAGCCAGGUCCUAGCGCAACAGGGACGGGAAUGCUGA